Equus caballus (horse) is the source of this 1400-nucleotide messenger RNA. RefSeq names its product endonuclease G (gene ENDOG). Gene Ontology annotation, molecular function: RNA endonuclease activity; single-stranded DNA endonuclease activity; nucleic acid binding. The record is from RefSeq and is a predicted model, not a curated record. Gene Ontology annotation, biological process: apoptotic DNA fragmentation. NCBI's taxonomy places the organism in Eukaryota, Metazoa, Chordata, Mammalia, Perissodactyla, Equidae. Gene Ontology annotation, cellular component: mitochondrial inner membrane; nucleus.
AGCUCCCCCUCGGGGUCUUGAGGAUUAAACAGUGAUGGAAGCACUUUAGACCCGUACUUGACGCUUUCUCCGCGCUCGCUGUUAGCGCAGAGGAGGAGGGGCCCUCGCGGAGACCCGUGAGGCGAGGCGGGGCGAGCCGGGCCUGGCGGCGGCCAAUCACCAACCGGGGGGUCGGUGCCUCGCCUCUGAGGUCCGAUUCUUAAAAGGGCAAAGAAAGGGCGCCGAGAGGUCGGCUCGGCCGUCCUGACCGCUUCUGUUGGAGCCCCAAGGGCUUGGGAGCGUUAGGAGAGAGGACGCACAGCCCACCUUCCCACGCCCCGACCCGGCCCCUGCCCAGCUGUGGGCGCAGCCCCUUUAAGAGCCCGGCGGGUCGGACGCCCGAGGCCGCGGCGGUCCCUGCGCUGUGGGCCGCGCUAGGGCCGUGCUCCCGGGCCAUGCGGGCGCUGCAGGCCGGGCUGACCCUGGCGCUGGGCGCCGGCCUGGGGGCGGCCGCCGAGAGCUGGCGGCGGCGGCGGGCGGACGCGCGGGCGGCGCCGGGGCUGCUGGGCCGGCUGCCCGUGCUGCCCGUGGCGGCGGCGGCCGAGCUGCCCGCCCUGCCCGGGGGCCCGGCGGGCGGCGGCGCCGGCGAGCUGACCAAGUACGGGCUGCCCGGGCUGGUGCAGCUCAAGAGCCGCGAGUCGUACGUGCUGUGCUACGACCCGCGCACCCGCGGCGCGCUCUGGGUGGUCGAGCAGCUGCGGCCCGAGCGGCUCCGCGGCGACGGCGACCGCCGCGCGUGCGACUUCCGCGAGGACGACUCGGUGCACGCCUACCACCGCGCCACCAACGCCGACUACCGCGGCAGCGGCUUCGACCGCGGCCACCUCGCCGCCGCCGCCAACCACCGCUGGAGCCAGAAGGCCAUGGACGACACCUUCUACCUGAGCAACGUCGCGCCCCAGGUGCCCCACCUCAACCAGAACGCCUGGAACAACCUGGAGAAGUACAGCCGCAGCCUGACCCGCACCUACCAGAACGUCUAUGUCUGCACGGGGCCACUAUUCCUGCCCAGGACUGAGGCUGACGGGAAGUCCUACAUGAAGUACCAGGUCAUUGGCAAGAACCACGUGGCGGUGCCCACCCACUUCUUCAAGGUGCUGAUCCUGGAGGCAGCAGGCGGGCAAAUCGAACUCCGCUCCUAUGUGAUGCCCAACGCUCCCGUGGAUGAGGCCAUCCCCCUGGAGCGCUUCCUGGUGCCCAUCGAGAGCAUCGAGCGGGCCUCGGGGCUGCUCUUUGUGCCAAACAUACUGGCAAGGGCGGGCAGAGUCAAGGCCAUCACUGCAGGCAGCAAGUGAGGAUGGCGGCGCAGCCAGACUGUGGGGCUUAGGGGCUGGGUCAGAUUAAAGGUGGUUAUUUUUGGA